This is a messenger RNA of Linum trigynum, 2096 nucleotides long. Lineage: Eukaryota; Viridiplantae; Streptophyta; Magnoliopsida; Malpighiales; Linaceae. The record is from the annotation of a GenBank genome assembly.
ACCCUAGGCAGUAGGCAUACCCCUGAUUCCUGAAAUUAGCAAAACGAAUCCUUCUCCAAUUCUAGGCCCAAGCCCAAGCCCAAUUGGCAUUCUAUGAGUUGUUGUAAAUUCGUGAGUCCGUGACUCGGAGAUGAAGAACGGGCUCUGUUUUCAGAACCGGACCGGAGGCUGAACCGGAAAAGUUAGUGGUUUAAGGGUUCUCCGGUUAACUGUUACAAAACCGUUGGUGAACCGUUGAUAGAACCGUUAAUGAUAUAUAACAAAUUUUAAGAAUGAAAUUUAUCAUUGACCAUAAACAAGUUCAAAUUCAUAUCAUCACGAAAAUAUCUAAUAAAUCAUUCCAACCAUCUCAAAAAAAAACCACAUUUUUUAAUUCAAAUUAAAAAUUACGGUUCUAGUUGGUAGUAGACAAUGUAAAAUCGACAAUAAGGUUGAGGAAGCAUAUAUAAAAUUAAUAAUUAUGAUUUGAUGGUUUUAGUUUAUGUUAAAAUAUUUUUUUUGUUAAAAUAGUGAACCAAUGGACUAGCUAAACCGUGUCGGUUCAUCUGAUUUUAUGUUGAACCGUGAAAACCCGUUUGGUCCAUCAUUAACCGUUCAAACAAUGAACCGGACCGCUAUCGUAACUGGUUUGACGGUUCUACUGGCCAGACCGUUGAUCCGGUUCGGUUCCUAUAACAAGGAGAACGGGUAAAAAAAUAUAAACCGCGGCAAAUAAAUCCGGCGAAUGACCCAAGAAACCAAUUGGAAAAGUCAACCGGACCGUUGGGCCGAAACCGAACGGGAAAACACGUCAACGAUUUCCUCUUCCCGGGUAAACCUAAAUUACAACGGAAAACGAACUCACCCUCGACCUGCACGGUACUUUCCCACUCUCUUCCCCGUCGGGUUCCCGCGUCCGACCCGGCCGGCAACCUAUAUAACACCCACCAAAUACCAAAACCUCCAUCCAUCAUCCCUUCACAUUUCAAUUCAAUUCGCUGUACGGAUUCAUCAAUGGCGCCAGCAGCAGGAACCCGGACCCUCGAAUUCACGCUCCUCUCCGCGGAGGACCUCCGCCUCGACGGGCGGCCCGUCAAGAAGAACGCGUUCGCCGUCGUGAGAUCCGAAUCCGACCCGUCGAAUUCCGGGUCGACGAGGGCGGAUCUCGACGGCGGGAGCUACCCGCUCUGGAACGAGAGGGUCGUCGUCGCGAUCCCAUUGUCGAACGGUUCGGUGACGGUGGAAGUGCGAUGCCGGGUCGGGUCAGGGAACAGAGUGGUGGGAGCGGUGGCCGUGCCGGUUUCCGAUUUCUCGGGGGAAUCGACGCCGGAGGAUUACCUCCAUUUUUUGAGCUACCGGUUGCGGGACCCGAAAGGGGUUAAGAAUGGAAUCGUCAAUUUCUCGGUUAGGGUUAUCGGCGGAAGAGGUAAUUGUUCCGCGGCGGCGAGGAAGGAGGUGGGGGCGGAGUACGGCGGUUUUUCUACGUACGGUCCUUCCUGGGGCGCGCAGUCGUCGUGGAGAUUGCAAGUUGGAGUGCCGGUGGCUGGCGGCCGGAGCAAUUACGGUGGCGGCGGAGGUGUAGUUACUGGCGUUCCUGUUUGGGGAUCGUCCCGCGCCUGAGUUCCAUGUUCAUCCUAAUCGGCAGCUGAUUUCCGAUUUGGUUUCUGAUGUAAAUGUUUUCACCACUUGGUGUAAAUACAUUGUUAGUGAUGGAGUUGAUUAGUGAUUACUAUCUCCAUCUACUAGUUCAAAAUUGAGAGCAUACAACAUGCACAUUAGUAAGUACGAUUAUGAUUUCUUGCAAUGUUUUCUGGUUUAUAGUAAUUAUUGAUCGGCAUACUUUCUUCGGUUUAAUCGAUUUGUAUUACACUCGAUACUAGGGUCGGGCAAUGGGCGUGUUGGGUGAAUUUUGGUCUAAAAUUGACCCACCCACUUACUAGCAGGUUGGAAUAUAUGUGACCCGCAAUCCACCCACAUACUUAUGUGGGUUGGGUUGGGUGGGUGACGGAUGUGUGCGGUUGGGUGGCGGGUUAAUCCGCAAAAGCAAUUUUCCAACUAGCCAUUAAGAAAAUUGAUUAACAUUUAUAAUAAGUUCAUAGUAAAUUAAUAUGAUUGUA